GCAGAGCGCUGUCCAUAAUGAUCUCUCUUUACCCCACCUUAGCAACUCUUUAUACUUUAUGCAUUUGGAUUGUCAAAUUUGCCGCAGGCUGUCCUGAUCUAUGGACUCCUAUGAACGGGAGAUGCUGCAAACAGUGUCCUCCAGGACAAUAUCUUGAGGAGUUCUGCACAGAAAAAAAAGAAACCGUCUGUCGCCCGUGUCCUGACAACUCCUUCUCUCCACAACAUAACGCCUUUAACAAAUGUAUGCAAUGUAAUUCGUGCCGAGGUGCUCACCGAGAACAUGAAGAGUUAUGUUCCCCAACCACAAACGCAAAAUGUUCAUGUCACCCUGGUUUCCUGUGUUCUGAUGACGCGUGCUCACAAUGUGUGGAAAAUAUAUGUGAUGCUGGUGAGAAAGCAGUGAAGACAGGAUCCGCUGCAGGGCUGAGGCCGUACAAGUGCCAGCCAGCAUGUCCUGAUCAUGAAUAUUUGGACAUGAAAAUGAAUAUCUGCAGGCCAAAACUACAGUGCAAAAAGGAAGGACUCGUGGAGCAGUUUCCGGGGAACAGAACCCAUGACGCAGUUUGCCAUAAACACUCUGAACUACGACCCGACUCCUCACCAGACACUGACAGAGAUGCCCUCUGUGUGACCUGGCACAUCGGAUGUGUGUUGCUGGCUCUCAUUCUUCUCGUGAUCCUGUCUCUCAACUCUAUAAAUGUUGCAAAGAACUGUAGAGCAGAUAAAACCACUGUUGCCACGCCAGUGACCGUUUAUGACUCACACCUGUCCAAGGAAGAGAGUGGCCUUCAGCAGCUCAUCAUCCAGACCGAUUCCAACAAGAGCCAACUCCAGGAAAUAGUCACCACCUUGCAAUAGGGAUGACAAAAGCAAUGUAUUGACUUGGAUUGGUUUGGUAGCCACACAAAUAUGAGAUACCUCUAGUCUAGUGACAAAGGGCAUGUAAAUAUUUCAUACACUGCUUGUUUAUUUGUAUUUGACGCUUGUUGUUUUAUGCCUAACUUCUCUUUUCUAUGUUAAGACUCUUUCCCUGCAACCAAUAGGAGAGCAUGAUUGAACUGUACCAUAUUACGAUUCUGUUGUGGGGAAAAAAAGGUGGGGAUAAAAGCUGUAGUUACUUUUACACGGAUUACUGCAACUUGAAAUUGAUUAAAAAUGUUCAGUAACCAAAA
This is a messenger RNA of Phycodurus eques (leafy seadragon), 1174 nucleotides long. It is a transcript of the gene tnfrsf18, whose product is annotated as tumor necrosis factor receptor superfamily, member 18. Lineage: Eukaryota; Metazoa; Chordata; Actinopteri; Syngnathiformes; Syngnathidae. The record is from RefSeq and is a predicted model, not a curated record. Gene Ontology annotation, molecular function: transmembrane signaling receptor activity; antigen binding; protein binding. Gene Ontology annotation, biological process: defense response to protozoan; positive regulation of interleukin-12 production; CD40 signaling pathway. The transcript is spliced from 7 exons. Gene Ontology annotation, cellular component: CD40 receptor complex; membrane; external side of plasma membrane. The coding region runs from base 18 to 860 and encodes 280 amino acids.